CUUAUUCCAACAUGUUCUCAAUUUGGUCUUUGAAAAAUUUUGGGCUUGAAGACAGAGAGCUGAUAGGUCCACUAGAUUGGACCGGUUCGUCAUUGAGUCCAUCACCAAACCAAUGUGACGUCAGCUCAUACGCAUGUGCCUUGAAAAGGUAGCCCACAAUUUUACCUCCUAUAAAUUCAGCCCGCCCGACGGGAGCUUUUUAGCAGAAUCACGUUCUUCAUUAAACUUUGGUUUCCAUCAAUUUUGGGACUUUUCUCCAGAAGACUCUUCCUUUUUUUUUUUUGAUAUUCCGUAAUUCAUUUCAAAAACUCACCGGGAUUUGAACCAUGUGUCCGACCGGAAGCGUCAUUGGUAGGGAGAAAGGGAGAAAUUCGAAUCUCCGGUCAGCAUUCGACGUGCUGGACGCUGACCACGACGGGAAAAUCAGCCGGGACGAUUUGAGAACCUUCUACGGCGGGUAUUUCGGCGGAACGUCGUCGCAGAACGACUACGACGACGUUAUCGGGACGAUGAUUUUCGUCGCCGACGCAAACAGAGACGGGUUCGUUGAAUACGAUGAAUUCGAGAAGGUUCUGGGGGGCGGCGGCGGCGAGAGGCCCGGAAAAAAGGUGAACGGAGGCCGGAGUGGUAAAGACAGCUUGAUGGAGGAUGUUUUUAAGGUAAUGGAUAAAGACGGAGAUGGGAUUGUGGGCCAUGAAGAUUUGAAGGAUUAUUUGACUUGGGCUGGGCUGGCCGUCAACGACGAGGAUAUUAAGGCCAUGAUUAAGUUGGGCGGCGGCGGCGACGGCCGUGGCGUUUCUUAUGAAGGAUUGCUGAAGGUUUUGUCUGUUUAAUCAAUUAUUAUUAUUAUUUGCGAGGAAGACUACUUCAAGAGUUUAGGAUUUUUUUUUUUUUAUUAUGAUGAUGACGAUAAAUCAUAAAUGUCAAUGACAAGAUUAUUGUUUUGAUUAGGAGUUUAUGGAAAUUUUGGAAUAUAAUUGUGAUUAUAUUUUGUAUUUAAUCUUUUUUUUUCCCCACCACCUGUUUUAAGAAAAUUGAUGAGAAAUCAUUGUUGCAUUCAACUUGAUGUUAUUCUCAUGUCAUUUGUAAUCUGUUUCUCUCAAACUGAUUUGUUCUUUGUUCUGACUUUAGAGUUGUGACGAUGGAGUAUUAAAUUAAUCAUGACAUUAUUCUUUUCCCAUUUUAGAAGUCCUUUUCUGGGAGCGAUAGUUUUAUGCGUGUGUGUGUGUGUGUUUUGGUUGUUGUUGUUGUUGUUGCUCUUGUUUUGUGUGGGUACUUUUACAACAUUGUUACAAGUUUGGAGCAACUCUUCAGAGGAUUCAAGAGGCGGCGAUCUCUUGUUAAUUGUUUACUGAGAAACAACAAAGAAAAUGGUUCUCUUGUUAAUUUUGAUUCACACGUUUCUUGCGCAAAUGUAUAAAAUUCUCUCUCAUUUGAGUUCACAGCAACCAUCUAAACCGGUGACAAUUUACAAAUGCUCUACAAUUUUAAUAGAGAGAAGAUCAAACCUUUCUCGACAAUUUUCAUAAAUUUUGAAAGAGAUACGACCA
Oldenlandia corymbosa var. corymbosa is the source of this 1550-nucleotide messenger RNA. NCBI's taxonomy places the organism in Eukaryota, Viridiplantae, Streptophyta, Magnoliopsida, Gentianales, Rubiaceae. The record is from the annotation of a GenBank genome assembly.